CCCAAAAAUCCCUCGAAAUCAGCUCGCAAAAUUUUAAAAGUAAAAAAUCUCGCGUUUAUUUUUUUUUUGAUAAAUUCUUGUGUCAACAACAUUAUCUACGUUUUUCGUCUGUUCGGUGAUAUAACUACUUCUCGGUGAGAAUCUCCCACCCACACGAUAGGUGCUCACCGUGGUCGCGCUCGAUCGGUUCGGAACAAAAACACGUAGAACAACUUUGGAGCAGGCAGGUGCCUGGAAGCAGGGAACGGUGCGGUCCGGCGGAACGGGUCUCUCCAAACGCAGGUGUGUGACGACAAUGCUGAGUUGACCGCGCGCGUGUGCUAGCGCUCUAGUUUCAGUGAGUAAUUGUGUUGUGAAGAAUCACGCUUUUGGACACACAAUUACCACAUCGGGGGGUUACAUAACAGAAGCCGCGCCGCGGGUUGGGAACGGGAUCGCGGGAAUCGACGGGCCAAUCUGUUGCGCGCACCGAGUUUGUUUUGUGUCUUUUUUGGUGGGUGUAAUUUGCUAUGACUUUGUUCACCGCAGAGGAAGCGUUCGCGAUGAGAACAGAGUGUUUCGGAACGGGACCUGCGUCGUGAAACGGUCCCACUGCUGUAAGGGAAAGUAGGACAACGCCGGCGAACCGUGUCGAUAGUUGGCAGCGUUUGUAAAUUAAUUAUCUAAAAGAAGAACGAGCAACAAUAAGAUCAAACCGAGCAUUCUCGAAACGAGAUUCGUCAAAAUUCCUGCGUCAAACGAAACGACGGCCCAGGCGAUGGCCGUGGUGCGGCCGGAAAUGGAUGCGAGACCCGCGGCGCUACCGGGCGCGCGAGUCCCGCUCUUUUGCUGGAAGGAGUUUGCGUGCGGUUGGGGGGCGGCCUUCGUCAACAUCGCCGUCACGUACCCGAUCUACAAGAUGAUAUUCCGCCAGAUGCUGCACGGCGUCCAGCUGCACCAGGCCUUCGGGCAGAUCCGGGGCGAGGGCAUCACGUUCCUCUACCGGGGGAUCUUUCCCCCGUUGGCGCAGAAAACAAUCUCCCUCUCGGUGAUGUUCGGCGUGUACGACGGGACGAGGCGGCCGCUCGUCGAGUGGUGCGGCAUGAACGAGUACGUGGCCAAAAGCAUUGCGGGCGUGACGGCCGGCACGGUGGAGGCGGUGCUGAUGCCGUUCGAGCGCGUCCAGACGCUGCUGGCGGACGCGACGUACCACGCCAAGUAUCGGAACACGCAUCAUGCCUUUCGACUGAUCUACAUCGAGCACGGCUUCCGGGAGCUGUACCGGGGCCUCGUCCCCAUCCUGUGGCGCAACGGUCCCUCGAACGCGAUGUUUUUCGUGAUGCGCGAGGAGGCGGACCGGCGGUUACCGAAAAGAGCCACGGCGGUAACCCAGCGGACGCAGGAGUUCUUCGCGGGGGCCUGCAUCGGCGCGUUCAUCAGUUCGGUGUUCUAUCCGAUCAACGUGCUCAAGGUGACGAUGCAGAGCAAGCUGGGCGGCCCGAACGAGAGCAUGUGGGUGGCGCUGCAGCAGGUGUACAACGAGCGCGACCGGAAGCUGCGGAACGUGUACAAGGGCGUCAGCAUGAACUGCACGCGGGCCUUCUUCAGCUGGGGCAUCAUGAACAGCGCGUACGAACAGCUCAAGAAGGUGUUCUACUAGCGACCAAAUGGUGGGUGUGUGUUGUGUAGUAUUUUCUAGUCUAGGACAAACAUGCUGAAAGCGUUGUACAGGUAGGUCAAAAUAUUCUAUUCUUCGAAUGCUUUCUUGUAUGCGUUUCGAAAACUUGUAAAUAUAUUGAAAUCUGUAAACUGUCGUAUAGUUAUGUGUGUGCGAAAUAGUUCAAUGUUUCUCGUUCACGCUGAGUCCCCUGAACGAGUCCAACUCCCGCGUUCUGUGCAUUUAAAACACGUACCACACAAUACCCACUUCAUUUCUGACGCGUUUUAAGCAAAUCUAGACAAACGAAACCGAAAUCAGCCAAACUGCUUGUGUUUGUAACAAAUUACUGAUGUGCAAAAAGUGCUACUAUUUUAGAGUUUUACAUGAGUAAGAGUGAUAGAGUUAGCAGUGGGUGCUAAAAGCAGAAAAUAAAAGCAGCAGCGUGGCUGUUGAAUUGUGAAUGUUGAAGCACAAUAAUAGAUUUAAAAUUGAUAAAGUGAACACUGG
Molecule: messenger RNA, 2146 nt
Organism: Culex pipiens pallens (northern house mosquito)
Lineage: Eukaryota; Metazoa; Arthropoda; Insecta; Diptera; Culicidae
Product: mitochondrial nicotinamide adenine dinucleotide transporter SLC25A51
Exons: 3
Coding region: 758-1639 (293 amino acids)
Source: RefSeq, a predicted model, not a curated record